AUGUUGAUCCUCAAAGAGAAGGAAGUGUUCUCACUCCUCUCAAAUCUCUCCCCAGAGGAAGCCCGGCGCCUUCUUCACCGCCUCCACGAUGUUUUGCGAGAGUUUUCCCGGAGCCACCACCUGGCCCCCGAAGAACGAAACAUUCAUCAACCCGAACGAGCAGCAAUUGUGACCAAGUUGGGCAAUACGUCCCUUUUUAUGCCAUGCUCACUCACCACCUCAACCGCCGUCAAAGUCGUGACUCUCGAUUCUGGGGGUAGCCUCAAGGGCGCGAUCAAUGUUUUCACACCAGAAGGUGAUCUGGUCGGCGUUUUGAACGCCAUGGAAGUCACAGCUUUCCGAACGUCGCUGGCUGUGAUGAUCCCCUAUGUUCGUUUUGUGCACAAGAAAACGAACAUUGUGGUAUUCGGAGCAGGGAGACAGGCUGAGUGGCAUGUUAACCUAGCCCUUUUGCUGAGCAAGGUCGACCGUGUGACAGUUGUUAAUCGAAGCAGCCCCCGCAGGAUGGAGCAGCUGUUUGCGAAGUUGUCAGAGGCGUAUCCGGGCACAAGCUUCAAUCUGCUUUUGAAGACAGACGUCGAUUACGACGCACACUUGCGAAGGGUGCUGACGGACGCGGAUGUCAUCUUCUGCUGCACUCCCGCAACUACGCCUCAUUUCCCGUAUACCUAUUUGGACGCCAGACCACGGUUUAUCUCGUUGAUCGGGUCGUACAAGCCCUCCAUGCAGGAAGUUGACUCACGGACACUUCUCUCUGGAGGCCGCAUCUAUGUCGACACCAAAGAAGGAUGUCUGACAGAAUCAGGUGAACUGAUCAAUGCAAACGUAACGAAAGACCAGCUUGUCGAGGUUGGCGAGCUCGAGAAUGACGAACCGUUGCAAACGGAGGGGAAUUUAGUGUUCAAAUGUGUUGGUUUGGGUCUUAUGGAUAUAACAAUUGCACGGGAACUGCUCACGAUGGCGGAGAAGGAGAAAAUGGGAUUCUCCGUGGAUGAUUUUUGA
Molecule: messenger RNA, 1002 nt
Organism: Exophiala dermatitidis NIH/UT8656
Lineage: Eukaryota; Fungi; Ascomycota; Eurotiomycetes; Chaetothyriales; Herpotrichiellaceae
Product: ornithine cyclodeaminase
Exons: 1
Coding region: 1-1002 (333 amino acids)
Cellular component (GO): cytoplasm
Source: RefSeq, a predicted model, not a curated record